Molecule: messenger RNA, 637 nt
Organism: Cucumis sativus (cucumber)
Lineage: Eukaryota; Viridiplantae; Streptophyta; Magnoliopsida; Cucurbitales; Cucurbitaceae
Product: classical arabinogalactan protein 26
Exons: 1
Coding region: 78-482 (134 amino acids)
Source: RefSeq, a predicted model, not a curated record
CCUUCAUAUUCUUUCUUCUUCCUCUCAAUUUCUCUACUUUCUUUUAGAAACAUAAAAUCUCUCUCUCAUCAUUGUAAAUGGCUUCCAUUUUCUCUCUCUACAUUCCCAUUUUCAUGGCCUACACAGCUUCCGUUUUCCCUUUCUCUUUCGCUUCGUAUCCCAAUGACUUCCCUACCCACCUCAUUUCUUCCAUCUCCGCCGCGCCCGAAUUUUCUCCGUCACCAGCGCCGGCUUCAGACAUUUCUCCACUCUUUCCCACUCCGGGAGACGCUACCCUUCCCCCCUCCUCCUUGCCUACCAUACCCUCCAGUCCCAGCCCUCCGAACCCCGAUUUUAUGGACGCUGCGCCGGCGCCGGAGAUGCCUCUUUCGCCCUCUCAGUCCUUGCCAUUCUCUACAGCUGCUGCUCUUAACUCCGGUGGGUGGUGUUGUUCGGUCUUUGUAGCUCUUACGACGACUCUCGUUGCAGAGCUACGCCGGUGACGGGUGCACCGCCAUUGCUCGGAUUUUAGUGGACAUUGGAGUGUAGUUAUGUUUUAUGGCACGAGUAAUUCUCUUAUCUUUUACUUUUUGUUUUCUUGUUACUACAUAUAUGUAUAUUUAAUUUUUGGAUUUGAGUCAAUUUUUAUUUUUUCAGU